Orbicella faveolata is the source of this 3098-nucleotide messenger RNA. RefSeq lists its product as uncharacterized. NCBI's taxonomy places the organism in Eukaryota, Metazoa, Cnidaria, Anthozoa, Scleractinia, Merulinidae. Gene Ontology annotation, biological process: peptidyl-tyrosine sulfation. The record is from RefSeq and is a predicted model, not a curated record. Gene Ontology annotation, molecular function: protein-tyrosine sulfotransferase activity. Gene Ontology annotation, cellular component: Golgi apparatus.
UCUAAAACAGCCGACAUCUAAAGCUUGACCUGAUUUUGGUCUAUUUCAGAGGAAACACCUUUUCUCUCACCUGCUGAGAAACUUUUCAGAUUGUAUGACGGCGUAGAGACAUUUGUGAUGUUUAUCGGAUACCAGCGCAGCUGUCACAGCCUAGUGGCGGCCAUGUUGGAUGCCCACCCAGAAAUUGUUAUCUCACCUGGGUACCAGCUGAUAGAGAAAUGGGAACAGUACCAGUCACCAGAACUUAAGGAGAAACGCAUGCAAAAAUAUCGUUUAUUUUACGAUCUUCACCAGCAUUCCUUGGAGCAUGCUAUGUUCAUUACACGUGCUAGCAGCGAAAGUUGCCUGAGGCAAGAGUCAAAGUACAACUACCAUAUUCCGGGUCUAUGGCAAGGAGGAUUUCAGCACAGAAUUAAGGUUAUCGGUGACAGGAAAGGGAAGGAUACUGCACUGGCAUUGACCGACAAGAUGAGUAUUCUAGACGAAAUCCGUGAAGUCAUCCAAGUACCAAUCAAAUUAAUACACGUCAUCAGGAAUCCCUUUGAUAACAUAGCAACCAUGAUGCUUCAUGCUGUAGAGUCAGGUGACGCUGUAAGAGGGGGUGGAUUAAAAGUGAGGGCCAGGAGGAGAUUCCUAUAUAAAAAGGUCGGGGAUGCUCCUCGGAAGUUCUGAAUUAAAGUCCUAACGGAGACCAAUCUGCGCGUGUCUCGAGCUUUAUUUGACCUUUAAAAGAUAGUUUCGAUUUCCAGCCGCUGUUCAGGAGAGGAGCCCGCGCUGGUACACCGGACUAGCGAGACCGGCGGAAAUCGAGCCUAAAAACGGAAAUAAGAGUGUUUUUUUUUUUAUAAUUUUUUCUUCGACUACACCCUAAGCGAGAUCAGAAUCCUUGAUUUAUACCCCUAAGCGAGACGAGGAGCAUCCUCGACCUUUUUAUAUGGGAGUCCCUACGGGGCAACAAGACAUGUAUUUCACUCGCGCGUUCACUCGAACUUAGAUGAUGACGAGGUUAAUUAAUGUGUUUAUGAAAUCGUGGAGACAACAAAACAAACGCGCUGGAACCUUAGAACAUGAAGAAUUUAAUGAGAAUACGGAUUGCUGGUCAUGUUUAAAUAGUUGGAUGCAAACACUAGAGAAAGUUUGGGAGAACUGGAAAAUUUAUGUCAAUUCGAGCUAGCUGUACUGCAUUUUACAUUCUCCCAAACUGGCCUUAUCGGGUGUUAGCAGUCAGGCUGAGCAAACGGUAAGUGGCUGUAGGCUUUUCCCUUCAUAAAGUGAGAAAGGCUGAUUUAAUCGAGUAUACAAUCGAAAUAAAAUUACGCACAAUGCACUGAAGUGGAGCACUGUUUGCUCCACACCGUAGGGAUAUAGCUUUGUCUCAAAUCUAUUGACUGUUACUCGGGUUACUGACAAUAGUUAGCUCGGCGUUUGAAAAUAGAAUACACUCAAAGACUUUCGGUUCAUAAAAUUGCAUUCGAAACGUCUCUGUUCCAUGAGAUGCUCACAGGAUCCUUUGUUCGUAUGGUAACGUUAUAAUGUAUUUAAUGAUCUCUAUAUUUCAUUUAUGUCCUUUAACUCUCGCAUGUACCACGGACGUUGAAAAUGUACACAAAUUAAUGCAUUGCUUCCCUGUUUUCUUUUGGCCAACAGAUAGAAAACAAGGAAGAACUGGACCGGGCCAUUGAGCGCUACUUUGAGUUGGCAGAUGCUACCCAAUUCGUCAAAUUACACUGCAAAGAUGCAGUCAUUGAUAUUCCAGCGCACGAAAUGCUGCUAAGACCCAAAGAAACCCUGCGGAAAUUAUGUGAUCACUUGGGAGUGUCCUGCCCUAAAAAUUACGUGGAAAAAUGUCGAGAGGUUUUGAGAGCUCCUUCGGUGACGAGGGAUAAGGUACUUUGGACCAAUGAACAAAUAGAGCGCGUAACAAAGAUGAUGAAAGAUUAUCACUUUCUAGAAAAAUAUUCAUUUGACGAGCUUCCUAAGUAAUGUCUUCAGCCACUACAGGGACGAGUGUUUUGAUUUCACUUUGGACAUUUGCCAAUUACCCCCAUUUGCAAAUAUGAAAUAUGAAAAUGAACCAUACUGCUUUUUCAAUCAAUCAAUGCCAGUCAAACUUGCAACUGCAAAGCAUGCACACGUCACCUUGCUUCAAGUUAAUAUCGGGCUGGCUAUAGCCAGCUCCUUGACAGCACGCAUUUCAUCUUGUUGGGCUUUUCUGCAAAGAAAAUGACCAGUUUUUAGCUGCAAAAAGCACUCUUUUGAUCCACUCCAUGAUCCCUCUGGUUUUACACCUUUAGGCUCUGACCUGUCAUCAAGGACCCUGGCCACUAUCCCGGAACCACCUCGUUCCCAGGGCUCUUCCCCUAGACGUUGGAAGGGAAAAGCCCUGGGAACGAGGUUGGGAAUUCCUUCGAGCACCUCUUAGCUGUUCCCUUUGGGUUAAAUAAACGCAGCUGCAAGUCGAAGUACAUGUAAACAUUGAAUGUUGAAACAGAUUUACUGUAGAUAAAAAACCGCCCCUUAUGCUCCAGACCUGUUUGAUAGCGCGCAGAUUCUCGGCGUUGUGGGAAGGAUCGGAGUACGUAACUAACUGUUUGGGUGAUCUAAACGGUGUAAACCCCGCGGAAAAAACCUGUGUCGGCUGAUGUGCGAAUUGGAGCUAACUCAAAGUGAAAGCAAGUUACCAUCUUUACGAUUCUUAUAGCCACAAAGUCUGACGUGUGUGAUGCUUUUCCCUUAGACUGAAAUUGACAGCAGAAAGAAACCUAGGAACGGCAUUACUGUAUAUGGAAAGAAGUCUGUGGGUCCGUGCACGUGCAGCUGAAAUACUAACCUCGUCCUUUUACUAAAUACCACCUUACAUAGGUCCAUCUCCUCUUUAAUCAGCGUCUGUUUCCAAGAUGAUAACCAAAGACGGUUAGAGAACGAGUGCACGUUUAAUCCUAUCUAUAACAGAAUUCUCGAUCGAGGUUGGUUCUCCGAGAGCCUAAUCCGCGUCACGUAAUGGGUGCGCGAUUACGUGGGUGUCUAAUUACAGAUAUCCAAUAACAACUUUUUGUAACUGGAUGCCCACGCCAUUCACACGUCAAUAACGCGCGCUU